Daucus carota subsp. sativus is the source of this 898-nucleotide messenger RNA. Its product is annotated as large ribosomal subunit protein uL6z/uL6y. Lineage: Eukaryota; Viridiplantae; Streptophyta; Magnoliopsida; Apiales; Apiaceae. Gene Ontology annotation, cellular component: cytosolic large ribosomal subunit; ribosome. The coding region runs from base 146 to 733 and encodes 195 amino acids. Gene Ontology annotation, biological process: cytoplasmic translation. The record is from RefSeq and is a predicted model, not a curated record. Gene Ontology annotation, molecular function: rRNA binding; structural constituent of ribosome. The transcript is spliced from 3 exons.
GGGCUUUGCUGCAUAACUAAAAUGAAUUAGGAGCGGACGGCCCAGACCACAAAACAAAAUAUAUAACAAGUUGUUAUAAACCCAACACCAGCACCGCCACAUCCUAGGGUUUGCAUUCGCCGCCUCUGUCGAAAAAGCCGGCGCAAUGAAGACGAUCCUGUCAUCGGAGACCAUGGACAUCCCGGAGGGGAUCACCAUCAAAAUCAAAGCCAAGGUCAUCGAAGUGGAAGGUCCACGUGGCAAGCUGACUCGCAACUUCAAGCAUUUGAAUCUCGAUUUUGACCUCAUCACUGACGAGACAACUGGUCAGAAGAAGCUCAAAGUCGAUGCUUGGUUCGGAUCUCGCAAGACCACGGCGGCUAUUCGUACGGCUCUCAGCCACGUCAACAAUCUUAUUGUUGGGGUGACCAAGGGCUAUAGAUACAAGAUGAGAUUUGUGUAUGCUCAUUUUCCUAUCAAUGCGAGUAUCGGUGGUGCGAGUAAUGCUAUUGAGAUCCGGAACUUUCUCGGCGAGAAAAAGGUGAGGAAAGUUCAGAUGCUUGAUGGGGUUACGAUUACUAGGUCCGAAAAAGUGAAGGACGAGAUUGUCCUGGAUGGUAAUGAUAUUGAACUCGUUUCACGGUCAGCUGCCCUGAUUAACCAGAAAUGUCAUGUCAAGAAGAAGGAUAUCAGGAAGUUUCUUGACGGUAUCUAUGUCAGUGAGAAGGGAACGAUUGUGACCGAGACCGAGUAAUUAGGCAGUAGUUUCUCAUUCAUUAUCGUUUCUCGUCUUUAUCACAAUGUUUGUACCUUUAAGUUCAUUUGAACAGCCUAUCUUAAGUUUUGAGUUAAAGAUUUUGUGAUCCGCCUUUUGGGAUAUAUAUAAUGAAGUUAAAUGGAUUGGUAGUUUGUUCAAGGA